UUCAUUUAGAAAAAUAAAAGGGAUUUUUAAAUAUUAAAAACGCCACCACUUUUGCACUGGCCAUCUACACUGGAUCAUAUAAUACGUCAUUGGAAACCGCUCAAUUUUGUCUAAUGAAAUCACUUUCUUUUUUCUACUAUUUUAGGUAUACUUACCCUAUAGCUUAUGCCAGUUGUAUGGGAUAUAUGUGAAAUAUCUAAUAUGUUAUAAAUAUAUAGAAUAAUAUGUAUAAUAUAUCACGAUUAUAUUACGUAUCAAUUUAUACGUAAAUUGAACAUAUUUAACUGGUAAGAAGCUAUUCUUCAAAAUAAACUUAGCCUUUCCUUAUGAUACAAUAGUUUUGUAUAAAAUUGUUUCAUAUGUCUGCCUAUCACUAUUGAAACGAAUAUAUUUUUCUCUUUGUUUUAUUUGAAUGUUAAAAUUCUACCUUUUUAUCGUUCUUUCUGCUUUAUCGAAUUCCUUUUUGUAUAAAUCUUCCGUUCCUUCGUAUUCCUCAGACAAACGUGAAAUGAAUUUUCUUACUACAAAUUUCCAAUAUUCUGUGUUUUAGCAGAAAAUGUUGAACAUUGAAAAAAAAAUUGGGCAAACUUUUUCUUUUCCUUUAAUCAUAUAUUUAUGGCUUCCAACUCUACAAGUUGCAACUUUGGUUAUACUUAUCUGUAUUCUUUGUUUGCCAUGAAUACUUUAUGGACACACGGCCAAUGCGCAAGAAGUAACAUCUGAGACGUCUGGCAAAUAUUUUCAGCAUACAGUGUUCAGUCGUCUAUGCACAAACGGUUUUAACGCAAAUACUUUUCAUCCUAUCAUGCAGAAAUAAGCACUGAAUAACAAACAUUAAUAAUUUCUAAAAGCAAAGUCAGUUCGUUUAAAAUGAUACUUAGUAGAAGUAUCAGUCGCCCAGUAGUAAUUGGCCUACGAUUGAUUGGAAUUUGGCCAGGUUCGUCUUAUGAAAUUAUUGUCCGAUGCAUUUGGGUAGCUAACAUGAUGUCUGCGCAAGUAUUUCAGUAUCGGUAUAUAAUAAAGCAUAUUAAUUCUGGAAACUUGGCAGACAUAGUAGACAGUGUGAGCACUACUUUGCCUUAUAGUCUACUGUUCUUUAAAAUAAUUAGCUUUUGGAUUAAACGCGGAAUAUUUAAAAACAUAUUGAUAGGAAUGUCUCGCGAUUGGAUCGACACUUCUACUGCCAAACUUAACGUCCAUGUAAUGAUAAACAAAGCUGAACUUGCAUACCGUUGUUCAAACUUAAUUAUUGGCGUAUACGCUAGUGCCGUUUGUAUAUACGGCGGUAUGUUCCUGGAAUUCAGUCGUCAGGAUCAAGAUGACGGAUUUAAUAUAACAUCUCGACAAUUGUUAAUAAAAAUGGACCUUCCGUUUGCAUAUUAUGAAAGUCCAAUGUAUGAAUAUGUAUUUGUUGUACAAUUUCUUCAACUAUUAGCUACUGGAAUUAGCAUUGCUAUGUUAGAUGCUUUGAUAAUUACAUUGAUACUUCAUAUUGGCGGACAAAUAGAAAUGUUACACGAAGCUCUAGAAAAUAUUUCUAUCAAAGAUGAAAAACAUGGAUCAUUACGAAAUGUCAUUAAAUCUUUAACUGAUCAUCAUUACCGGAUUAUCCUUAAUUCGGAAUAUAUCGAAAAAUUAUUCUCGUAUAUUGCUUUGAUGCAAUUAUUAUGUAAUACAAUCGUCAUAUGUUGUAUAGGCUUCUUAAUAAUAGUUGCGGUUAAUUCAUACGGUGACAUAAAAAUACUUAUGAAAAUUUUGUUAUUUUAUAUCGCUAUUACGUUGGAAGCAUUUAUUUUUUCCUACGCUGGGGAAUAUCUUAGUAGUAAAAGCCUGUCAGUUAGCAGUUCAGCUUACGGCUCUUCUUGGUACUUAUUAGAACCUAGAAACAGACGUGUCGUGAUUCUUCUUAUGAUAAGAUCACAAAGAAGUUUAACGAUUACUGCUGGGAAAUUUAUGGAUUUGUCUAUGAUCGGCUUUGCAACUAUUUUGAAAGCUUCUGCAUCAUAUGUAUCGGUAUUGUAUGCGUUAAGAAAUUCUACAUAUGUCACGACUAUUAUGACAAGAUUCUACAAAUUUAAUAUUAAUAUAAAUUGGUUAAAUCGCAUUAUUGAAACAUCAGCCACAUUCUUGUUUUGCGAUAUUUUAUCAACCAUGGAAGAGGACUGUCAGAAAUAUGCUAAUAUGGAUAUAAAUAAUCUGAUAACAAAAGCCGGGUUGGUCUCCUUUUAUGCAACUAGCAUGAUCAUGUCCUUCUAUCUGGCGACUACGAUUUAUUAUCUUGGCGGCACUAUUGCAUUUCAAGGAACGAACGAUUCAAUGUCUCGAGAGCUUCUUUUGAAAAUGGAUUUACCAUUCGAGACGAGUGAAUCCCCGAAUUACGAACUUGUGGUUACUACACAAUUUAUUAUUCAUAUCUCAGCGGCUUUUGCGUUCGCAACGUUCACUGCCCUGCUUUUCAUGACGAUAGUGCACGUAGGGUGUCAAAUCGACAUAAUGUGCCAGAAUCUAACAUAUGCUUUUCCUAAAAAUGAAAACAAGUUAAAAUUUUUUAUUGGUAGAUAUCAAGAAAUCAUUGCCUUUGCAGAAAAAAUUGAAAAACUUUUUACGUAUAUAGCUCUUAGCCAACUUAUAUCAAAUACAGUUAGUACUUGCUGCGAAGGAUUCCUCAUUGUACUUGCUGUAAACGAUCAGAGUGGACUUGUUGUACUGAUCAAAUGUGUUUUAUUUUAUAUAGUUAUUUGCUCAGAAGUUUUCAUAUAUUGUUUCGCUGGGGAAUAUCUUCGCAUUAAGAGCCAAUUAAUCGGCGACACAGCGUACAAUAUGCUUUGGUACGAUUUACGUCCAAACAAGAGUCGACUUCUGAUACCUGUUAUAUUAAGGUCUCAAAGAGGUUUCACAUUGACUUUCGGAAAAUUCUCAAACCUUUCCUUGGAAAGCUUCACAGGCGUGAGUUAUUUGUUCUCUAUCCACUUAGAUCACAUAUAUUUUAACUGGCGUGUAAAAACUACUUGUAAAAGCAAUGGUUAAAGGAAUUUUUAGGAAUCUUAGGGUAAGUCACGCGCAUGUAAAUUGCAAUGGGUAUAAAAUGUAUUGAGCACACCACUAUAUUUAUUACAGCAUUCACAUACUAGUUCAUUAUUAAAAAUCCAAUGAAGUUUCGUAUCAUUUAACAGUACUAUCACGUGAAUACAAAAAUUGUAUAGUAUGAAAAUGAAAUUUACAGUACCCGAUUGGUGCCUGUUUUAUUGUAAAAUAAGGGCGUGAGCCAAUAAUUUUUCUAGGCACUGUAAUCAAUACAAGGAGCAAUAUUACUUAUUAUUUAAUAUAGGUAAUAUAUUUGCCUAUAAUCGUAUAUUUGCCAAAUCGAAACUUAUACCAUAUGAGUUUCUCUCGUAAUUUUCGAAGAUGUUGCAAUUUUUUGCAAUAAGUAUAUUCGCUUUUGCCUUCGUAAUACAUAAUACGUGGUAUUCGUUUCGUCUAUCAGAGUAAUUCGAAACUCAUAGCUCUUUAUAAUUUAACUUUGUUAUAUGUAUAUUGAAAACAAGACAGUACAUGGAAUGUUCUUUUGGCAAAACAAGUGGCUUGCGACAGGCGCGAGAAUAGGAGUAUGUGGCACCUGCAAAAGCUAUGCUUUAAAAUAAUUAAUUGCGAUAUCCCUGAUAUCAAUUAUGCACAAAAUAUAGUUUUUCAUUAUUUUCAGUUAGAUCAUAUUUCGUUUCAUCAGAAAAGAUAUUAUUAGUUUUAAUACGUAUCGUAUUGGUAAUAGGUUUCUUGUACCAUUUCCUUUAUACGAUGCGUUUUUAUAUUUACUAUUAGUCGGAAUUCCUUUAGUCUUUGCUUUUGCGCAAAAAUAAAAUUCUAUCAAGUCGGAAGCUUUUUCACGUUACUGUCUGUUUGAUUUUCGACGGAAAAUUAUGCUUUUGCUUUGUCAAAAUUAUCGCUAUUCAACGGACACACUUUUAUGGCAUUAUUUUGUGUUUUACAUUUAUAGAUUAUGAAGGUUUCAGCGUCAUAUAUGUCGGUACUUCUGGCAUUAUACUGAAAAAUACAAAUGGUAACUUCGAUGUGGAAUUAUCGUGUCAAGUGUACAAUUGAUUUAACACUAGCUAUUGUUAACUGGAUUAUUAUACAAAGAAUUACAAGCAGAAAAAUAAUAUCAUUGUUGUAUUAGUAGUGAUAAAUAAAUAGCGUAUAUAAUGUUAA
Messenger RNA from Bombus terrestris (buff-tailed bumblebee), 4203 nucleotides. RefSeq lists its product as uncharacterized. Gene Ontology annotation, biological process: sensory perception of smell; detection of chemical stimulus involved in sensory perception of smell. Bases 871 to 3027 code for a protein of 718 amino acids. Gene Ontology annotation, molecular function: olfactory receptor activity; odorant binding. The transcript has 11 exons. The record is from RefSeq and is a predicted model, not a curated record. Lineage: Eukaryota; Metazoa; Arthropoda; Insecta; Hymenoptera; Apidae. Gene Ontology annotation, cellular component: plasma membrane.